Penicillium atrosanguineum is the source of this 624-nucleotide messenger RNA. RefSeq lists its product as uncharacterized. The coding region runs from base 1 to 624 and encodes 207 amino acids. NCBI's taxonomy places the organism in Eukaryota, Fungi, Ascomycota, Eurotiomycetes, Eurotiales, Aspergillaceae. Gene Ontology annotation, biological process: regulation of DNA-templated transcription; chromatin organization. The transcript has 2 exons. The record is from RefSeq and is a predicted model, not a curated record. Gene Ontology annotation, cellular component: nucleus; NuA4 histone acetyltransferase complex; Rpd3S complex.
AUGCCUCCAUCAAUGUACAGCAAGGACGAGAAGGUCCUAUGCUUCCACCAAGAGUUACUAUACGAUGCCAAAAUCCUCGAGGUGCGCUUGAAAGACCCCUCCGACAAGAAGAGCCCUCAUGAAUAUCUGGUCCACUACAAGGGCUGGAAGAACACGUAUGUACUCUUUUUCAGUUUCUCGAACCUCGACGCACCCCUCCACCCUGUCAGGUCUCUGGCUCGGUGUCUUGGUGCUGUUGUGCUUCUUUCCCACCUCACUUUGAUCCUUCGCACCCUCUUCCCCCUCCCCCAGUCUUCACAUAUAUCUGCACCUUCUCAGCACCACUCUCAUGGCGAAUCAUGGGAUGACUGGGUACUCGAGGAUCGCCUCAGAAAGGCGUCCGAUGAGAAUCGUGAGCUGGCAUCCAACCUGCGCCGCGAUGUCGAGCAAUCUGCCCGCAAGCAAGCGAAGCCCACAGCCAAGAAGCGCGCCAUGUCUGACCGCAGCUCGGUUCGAGACAGCGAGGAGCGCGGCGCAUCUGUGCCUGGCCGUGGUGGCAAGCGUGCCCGGGGUGAAAAUGACAUUGAGAAAGUAAGUUAUCAAUUUUCAUCUGCUGCCUUGUUUGUUUCAUCGAUGCCUGCCUGA